CUCUCAUUGAAAGAUGUUCAGAAUCGACAUUAUCCAUCCAUGGAAUGAUAAUGCGUAGCAUGCACCAACUCUUACCCUUGUACUGAAACUGCUACAUUCUGUUUCUAGAGCAUUCAUCUUAUGUGAUGGUACUGCGACCAAGUCCAGAAGUCCUCGCCGGUUCGUCGGUCUCUAAUUCCGGCUGAAAAAUGUCUUGGGCCUUGCUCUCUGCUUCAGAUAAAUAUCUUACAGCCAAUUUUGGAACCCUGUUGCUCGCAGUGAACGCGCAGAGCGAGGCGCGUCAAUUCCAAAAUUUGGGCAAGAGUAUUCCGGCCCUCCGCAAAAGGAAUGGGAAUCAUCACGGCGCCCCGGAGCUGAUGGCUUUACGUGACGGCUCCAUCAAGGCUUCCCCAUUCGUAGCCUGCACAUCAAUUUUGUACCGGAGGCCUCAAAGCGCGGGAUGGCUCGCCUGAUAGCUAGAAGCCUGUAGGCAAGAUCUCACUUUCUUAUAUCAACACUCGGUGCAGCGCUCUCGAUGUGAGUUUAUUUCGCGAAUCGCAACGGACCGGGCAUGUGUACCAGUGUGCCAGCACGAGAUCCUGAAGGUAAGCAGGAUGUGAUCCAAUGGAUCGGAGCUUUUGAGGAGACCCGUAGCAUGAUAUUUGAAAGACCACCGUGGCCAACGCGCAUUCGUUACUUCGCCAUCAUGUCCUAUCUACUUAGCAGAAAGUAAGGGCACUUUCUGGUGCAGAGCCA
Messenger RNA from Aaosphaeria arxii CBS 175.79, 735 nucleotides. RefSeq lists its product as uncharacterized. The transcript has a single exon. NCBI's taxonomy places the organism in Eukaryota, Fungi, Ascomycota, Dothideomycetes, Pleosporales. The record is from RefSeq and is a predicted model, not a curated record. The coding region runs from base 189 to 452 and encodes 87 amino acids.